AUGGCUCACUGUAUCACUACUUCUGGACUAGAAAAGCAAAGUGACCUCCUGCAAACACACUGUCGCACACUGUGAGCCGCAAGUCAUGAUGGAGACAGCAGAGUAUUCUAAGAGAGUUUACCAAGGAGUAAGAGUCAAGCACACAGUCAAGGAUCUGCUAGCUGAGAAACGAUCAAGGCAAACAAAUGUACCCAGAUUCAAUGCUGCAGCCAGUUCCUCCCAGCCUGCUUUUGUACAAAUGCCAGGUGCUCACAUGCUUCCUGGAUACUACAGCAUGCGGAGGCCUUUCCUGCCUGAUUCUGAGCUGUGCCACCCAAUGAAGCAGUACUCCUCAGACUCAUACUCUUCUGCGCUGGGCAGCAAGGCCUUUCCUUAUGAACACUCAUCCAGCUACCCCUCUUUCAUUGACAGCUACUACCAGCCAGAUUCAUUCGGGGAUUACAGAAGUGCAACUGCUUACACAGCUGGUGGAGGUUCACUCUUUUCCCCAUCUGCACUGUCUACACUACUCCCUUCUCUGUCCGGCGAGGCAUCCUCACAUCUGCUUCUGAGAGAUCCAUGGGAGCAGCCUUCAGAAGAUCAUGUCAGUCAGCCAGAGGUUCUUUGCCCUGAAGGCACAGCCCCGGUGGCAGAUUCCCCGUCUCUGGGUGCUGAUUCAGGAAGCUCCUCUCCGUAUCGGCUUUCGACAAGCCGCAACAGUGGAUCUGUCCCCUCCAGCUCCCAGCCUUACACUCUGCAAACACUGGAAGACGUCCAUUACCCGGCAGCCAGCUACAGCUCAGCCUCCAGCUACUCAUGCCCUCCAUACAUGACUAAUCCGGGCGAUCUGCCGGUGGUGAAGAUGGCGUCUGUGUCUUCAGAUGAGGCUGGCAGUGGUGUUGCAUCUCUCAGUGACACCACUGCUCAAGGAUGGGCCAAAGAUGAUGGAACUAGCUCAUGGAUGGCAUAUGAGACAAGGAGGGCAUUUUAAAAGGCCUUGGAGCACUUAAGUGGAUGUAGAACUGAACUGAUGAAGAAGUUAGAACAUGAAAAAUGGAACCUAAAAACUGGUGGAAUUUUACAGCUUUUUUCAUAAACUUAAAAGCCUAUAUUAAUAAGGUCUUUAGCUGUGCAACAGCUCCUUUUUUAGAGGUUAGGAAUUUUAUUUCAAGAUGACCUCAAAUGAAAACAGGUUCCUGUUGGCUUCAUUGACAGUUAUUAUGAAUAGCUCUAGCAAAUAGCUUGUGGGAAGAUUUAGUAAUCAACGAUCUUUCAUUAUUUUUUUGUCUUUUAAGAAUGAUUGGUACUGACAAAUUAAACAUGCUUUAGACCAUACAUACACAUCAUUAUGAAGGUUAAGAGCCAUUGCGGGUCAUAUUUUCUAAUAUACUAAUGUUUUAAAUUUUAUUGCAUUUAAGCAUUUUAUAGAUAAUAGAUCAAAUAAAACACAUUUGACCACUCAAAACUACACUUUGUCUUUCCAAAACCUCUGUCUUUUCAAAACCUUAUCUCUUCCUUGGACAGACACAAAACAUGUGUGUCCAUCUGAAAGUGGGUUAAUUAUUAUAUAAUUAUUUUUAUAUUCUUACUAUAAAUACAUUUCUUGAGCAGUAGCAGUAAACCGGUAUUGUGAUGUUAAACAAAAUUAUCUGCAUCUGUUCUAGUACUGUUGUGCAUCCCAGAAUUAUGAGGGACUUAGGACUGGUCACAGGUAGUUAAGGUAGUAAAAACAUUUAUAGGUUUUGCAGUUGAAAUUGUUUGUCGUAUGUUCUUGUGUCAAGAAAACUAUCCAAGGAAAA
Molecule: messenger RNA, 1778 nt
Organism: Clarias gariepinus (North African catfish)
Lineage: Eukaryota; Metazoa; Chordata; Actinopteri; Siluriformes; Clariidae
Gene: pou2af2b
Product: POU class 2 homeobox associating factor 2
Exons: 5
Coding region: 86-970 (294 amino acids)
Molecular function (GO): DNA binding; POU domain binding
Source: RefSeq, a predicted model, not a curated record